UGGCACUCUCCCCCUCGGACACACACGCGGAUCACAGGAACGCGUCUGCUACUCCUUUCGUUUAGAGAUUACAAUUGAGUCCUGCGCGACUCACAGCAACGUUCGUCGUUAGAGGAGUUGAUUCCGCCUGCGUGCGAAUAAGCUCUUUUCAGGGUUCAAGAUCUCGGUCAUAGGCUGAGGAAGUUAUAAUCACAGGUUGAGGAAGAUUUGUUUGAAGAUAACAGAGAUCGAUACGAUGGCUUACGUGAUCAAGGUCGAGCACGCGGACACACUCCGUCGCCUCACGUUUGAGAAGCGGCCUGGUGAAGAGGGCGGUUUAUCUUUCGCGGAUUUGGAAUCGUCCAUUCGUGAGCUAUUCAAAAUUUCUGCAUCUUCCGCACGGCUGAAAGUGACGUACAAGGACAAGGAUAACGAUGUCGUCACGAUGGAUAGCGACCAGGAUCUGAAAGACGCCUGCGUUUUUCAGGCUCUCAAUCCCCUGCGCUUGAAGGUCGUCGUGGUUCCAGAUGCAAGCACUGGGACGCCACUUGAAGGGCUGGAUGUGCCUUUCAAAGACUUUCUACAGAAUUUGCAUCCUGAAAACAUGAAGAAAAUUUUACAGGAUUGUGAACCUCUCUUGAAAGAUGCUUCUCAGAUCCCCGAGUUGUUGGAGCAAUUUUACAAAACUGUAAUUUCUCACAUUCCGGUGGUGCGUCGGAACGGUGGAACUGCAACCUCCUACCCCUCUGGUCAAGGCAACAAACCUAGCCCACCUCAGCACCCUCCCUCCACACCACCUGGUUGCCCCUCUGGUCAAGGCAACAAACCUCGCCCACCUCAGCACCCUCCCUCUAGGUCUUGGUCUUAUGGGGAAGAAGGCAAUCAGGAAGGCUUAAUUUCUGUGCACUUCGGUGUGCGCUGUGAUGGUUGCAACGACGCUCCUAUUAAGGGAACUCGAUACAAAUCACUAGUAAAGGAAAAUUAUGAUCUCUGCAGUGAAUGUUACAAGAAAUCUGGAGAGACCGAUAAGAAUUACGUAAUCUUCCAUCGUGCCCCAGUUCGUCCGAGAUUCCGCUUUUCACGAAAUGGUAGAAUGAACAUGUGCCCUGCUAUGGGUCCUGUAGAAGGUGGUAUUGGUCCGAUCGGUCACUCAGGAAUGGAACAUUUUGGUCCCAUGGGGCCAGGUUGUCAUGGAGGAAUGGGACCUCAUGGUCACAUGGGACCUCAUGGUCACAUGGGUCCUCACGGUCCUCAUGGUCCUCAUGGUCGCGGUGGUAUGUUUAGAGGUCCCCAUGGCGGAGGGCGUACUUCUCAAGAUUACCAGGGCGGUUGGUUGGAUGCCCGUUUCGUUUGUGAUGUGUCUAUUUUUGACGGCACCGAGCUCGCACCUGGAACUCAUUUCACCAAAAUUUGGCGCCUGCGUAACAGCGGCACCGCCCCUUGGCCCUCUCAGACGAAGCUCGUGAAUGUUGAUGGUGAUAAUCUCGGAUCAGAGACCAUUACACCACUCCAGCUAGGUGAGCAGGGAUUGGCACCUGAAGAAGAGAUCGAAGUGUCAGUCGAUUGCGUUGCACCACAGCAGAUCGGGCGAUAUCACUCGAACUGGCGCCUCUCCACACCAUGGGGACCCAAAUUCGGACACAAGAUUUGGGUACAGAUUCAGGUUGUUUCCGUGGAUACUUUGAAGGAGCCUGCACAAGUUGAUGUUGGUGAGAAUGAUGAGGAAGAAAAAGUUGAUAUUCCUGAAGUGACGUUUGAGAAACUUUCAUCUUCUGCGCCUGCAAAAGCGGAAGAAAUUGCUGCUGAAGUGGUGGCUACCGAACAGACUGAAAGCCUUGAGUCGAUGAAGAGUAUUGAAGAAACUUUCGUGAAAGUAGAUGUAAAUAACAACGGAGAUGAGUCGCCCCACAUUCAGAUGAUUGAAAUGCCCUCUGGGUUAACUGAAGAAGAGAAGACGGAAGCCUCCACUCCUACGGUGGAACCCGCAGCAGCGGAAGAAAAUAGACCCGUCGAUGACGUUUCAAAUGGAAUAAUUGCGAACAUUCCUGAUGAAGUUUCUGCUCCCGUGCUGCCUGAGGAGCGUAAGAACGGUAAAGCUCCAGUCGACACCGGGGAAGUCGCGAUGGCUGUAUACAACCCUCUACUGGGACGACUAGAAGCUAUGGGAUUCAGCGACAGACAGCUGAACCUCGAACUUUUGAAGGCCAAUGCAUUCGAUCUCCGCAAAUCAGUCGAUGCGCUGUGCGCCGUUGACGAUUGGGCCCCUGCAUUUGAGGAACUGGAAGAUAUGGGUUUCACCGACGCUGGCGUCAACCGGCGUCUCAUGUUCAAGAACCAGGGCAAUCUGAAGCGUGUUGUGAAAGAACUUGUGCAGCUGGCUAAAGAAUCAUCAGGACGAGCCAAGCAGAUGGCUUAGUUUGGCUGAUUUACUGUCCGAUCGAUCGAUUGAUGCCGUCGUUUUCUUAAAUAUGUUGGCUUUUGACCUAUUUCGGAAUGCCAUGUCCACAGCUCCGAAUUUGGAAUUUGUACGGAUUUAGAAUGUCACCUUUGCACUCCAAUCUCAUGCAUUGACGGGUGGUAUGGGAUGUUCGUGUUUCGGAGAAAAGGGAUAUUUAUCAGAAGAGUAGAAAUUGGAAAAAAAAUGUUUUAGCUUUGAGAUUAUAAAGUGGCACCACAUUUUAGGGAACUGAUUUAUGUUUCAAAAUUGAAGUAUACUUGAUUAUGGGAAGGUAGUGAUUUGUUCUCAUGCAAUACCUUGAUUCAUAAGCCACGGCUUAUGAACUACUUUGGAAUAGAAAUAUAGAAGUGGUUGUAAAUCUGAAAGACGUAUGAAUAGCUUAAACAUUGUCAUAGUUUUAAUAAACUUUGGAUAUAAAAGAAAAUCAAUUUCUUCUG
This is a messenger RNA of Marchantia polymorpha subsp. ruderalis, 2874 nucleotides long. The record is from the annotation of a GenBank genome assembly. Lineage: Eukaryota; Viridiplantae; Streptophyta; Marchantiopsida; Marchantiales; Marchantiaceae.